AUUUAUCGGUUUGGAGGGGCGUAGAAAGGAGGCCAUAUUGUACAGUUAAAUUGAAAGAACGAAAAUAAUUAUAUCAUCGUGCGAUCGUGCCUGUUUCGUUUCCUAUUUUUGUUGCUGUGUGUAUCCACGAGACGUGUGCUUACGUACGCCGUGAUCAGGGCAACAUUGCACGAAGUCCGUUUCGUGUAUAUCCUGCAGUUUUCUUUCCCUUGUAAAUAACUACAAGUUGUAGGCAGUGUAUCCCGAUAUCUAGGCACCGUCCGUCAGUCUGCUCAAGGGGUUUGUUGCUCCAGACGAGAUGGGCACUCGGGAUGACGAAUAUGAUUAUUUAUUUAAAGUCGUUCUUAUUGGUGACUCCGGCGUAGGAAAAAGCAAUCUUUUAUCAAGAUUCACGAGAAAUGAAUUCAAUUUGGAGUCGAAAUCGACUAUAGGAGUUGAAUUCGCUACGCGUAGUAUACAGGUAGAUGGAAAAACUAUCAAAGCUCAGAUUUGGGACACCGCGGGACAAGAGCGUUAUCGCGCCAUUACAUCCGCGUACUAUCGCGGUGCGGUCGGCGCUCUGCUGGUGUAUGAUAUCGCGAAGCAUCUGACGUAUGAAAACGUGGAGAGAUGGUUGCGAGAAUUGCGGGACCAUGCUGAUCAGAAUAUCGUCAUUAUGCUGGUGGGAAACAAAUCUGACUUGAGGCAUCUACGUGCCGUUCCGACAGACGAGGCGAAAGCGUUCGCGGAGAGAAACGGCCUCUCUUUCAUUGAAACUUCUGCUUUAGAUUCUACGAAUGUCGAAACGGCAUUUCAAAAUAUAUUAACAGAAAUCUACAGAAUCGUAUCGCAGAAACAGAUACGUGAUCCACCCGAAGGUGAUACAAUCCGGCCACAAAACGUAGAACCCAUCGACGUGAAGCCAACAAUGAACUCAGAGGGAAUGCGUAAGCAGUGCUGCCAGUGACUCACCUUGUUGCUUAAAAUAAGGACAUACAAAGUGGCAGAGGCAAAAAGAAAAGUGGUCGACGGUAAACGUAACAGGUGCAAACAGUACAAGAAUCAAGACUAUUUACGAAUAUAAGUAUAUAACUGAUUACUGGUUUCCCAAAUAAUCCGGCUGUUCCGGAUGCAGAAUAGACUGUUCUCCUGGCUCUUGUCGUUUUCUGGGAGCGGAUGAUAAUAGUAGUACUUAAAAAGGAAACAUCUGUACAUCUUUGCCCUCAAGAACCGCUUGAUUUCAAUUGAAACAUACUACUAUUACUAGUACUACUGCUAUUAUUAAUAUUACUACUAUUAUUACUACAACUACUACUAUUACUACGAAUACUACUAUCAAUACAAUCAUCAUCAUUAUCGCUAUCAUUGACUCAGCCUCUUUUGAUCGCAGGACGAGCAGAUAUUCUUUUUUUUUAAAUUAUUUGUACGCUUGCUCCCGUGGAAGAUAUAAUUAAAAAUGCAACAAAAAGGCUUCUCAAGUUCCUUCGGAUUAUUUGGGAAACGAACGAUGAGGAUCGGGGAAAAAAAAAUCUAGCGACAUACAGCGUAUACAAUAUACACACAAUAGCCGGAUACGUUGAGUAAAGAGUACCAUAAAACACAAUCAUAAAAAUACAUCAUCAGAGAUAUUUACGAAGAACGAAGAAUAUGCACUAAUUUCGUCCCCGAAAGUCAUCCUGCUUCUCUCCCUUCUCUCUAUCCAGUAUCUUUACCUCUGAUACGUUACAAUAAGUCAGUGUUGUACUACUGCUUCUUUACAAUACGUAUGUUAUUCUACUUGACACGUAGAAGCGAACGGUUUACUAAACGUUACACAAAAGAAAAGUGUGUCUGAAAUGCUUGGUCGCAUUUUGGAGGAGUGUAUAGCUCGCGAGCCACGGGGAUGAAAGAUAAUCUGGAGGGAUUACAUUGAACAUCCAUCCCUAGAUACAUUGAAAGUGACGAAUCUUUCGUAAAGGAAUUCCUAACGUAUACUACAAAAAAAAAAAAAGAGAAGUGCUAAUGAAUGUCUGUAAUUAAUCGCAAUACAUAUUCUUCCACGUGAGAGCUAACAGUAAGUCAGAGUUUGUCCGAGUGCAAAUUGAAACUGUGUAUCAAGUCAAAUCACCAUUUGGAUACGUAUCGUCUAACGUUUUUGUAUCCAAAGUGUUUCAGCUGGGCGAUACGCAAGCAAUAAUUAUGCAUUAAGGAACGAGGCGUUUUUGUCCAAAUAUCCCUUUGUUUUUCGUUCUUACAGCUGAUGAUGUAUUGUUGUUCCAAAAUUUGGCCGAAUGUUUCAGAGACAGUCUAUAAUUAAUUAAUGACACAGGCGAAGUCUCGCGGUUUGAGCAUGCAGGUGCACGAUCAUAGAAAAAAGAACAAGAUAGAAGAGGCUUGACGAAAGAUAAAA
This is a messenger RNA of Frieseomelitta varia, 2368 nucleotides long. RefSeq names its product ras-related protein Rab-11A (gene Rab11). The record is from RefSeq and is a predicted model, not a curated record. Lineage: Eukaryota; Metazoa; Arthropoda; Insecta; Hymenoptera; Apidae. Bases 299 to 946 code for a protein of 215 amino acids. Gene Ontology annotation, cellular component: recycling endosome. Gene Ontology annotation, biological process: exocytosis. The transcript is spliced from 5 exons. Gene Ontology annotation, molecular function: GTP binding; GTPase activity.